Messenger RNA from Poeciliopsis prolifica (blackstripe livebearer), 903 nucleotides. RefSeq names its product glutathione S-transferase theta-1-like. Gene Ontology annotation, cellular component: cytoplasm. Gene Ontology annotation, biological process: glutathione metabolic process. Gene Ontology annotation, molecular function: glutathione transferase activity. Lineage: Eukaryota; Metazoa; Chordata; Actinopteri; Cyprinodontiformes; Poeciliidae. The record is from RefSeq and is a predicted model, not a curated record.
CAGGUGCAGCAGUGAAGCAUCUCAGCCUCUCAGCACCAUGCAGCUCUACCUGGACCUGCUUUCCCCGCCGUGCCGCGGCCUCUUCCUGUUCGCCGAGGCGCUGAAGAUCCCGUAUGAGUUCAGGCUGGUGGAUCUGCUGGCGGGGCAGCAGUACUCUGAGGAGUUUGAAAAACUCAACCUGGUGAAGAAAGCUCCGGUUCUGAAGGACGGCAGCUUCGUUCUGUCAGAAAGCAUUGCCAUCCUGCAGUACCUGGUGCAGAAAUGUUCGGUGGCAGAUCACUGGUUUCCAGCCGAGCUGCAGCAGCGCGCUCGUGUUAAUGAAUAUUUGUCCUGGCAGCACCGGAACCUCCGAUCUCACUGCUCAAAGGUCUUCCUGCUCAGGAUCAUGCAUCGACCCCUGAUGGGCUCCGGCCCGAAGGACAAGCUGGACGCCACUCUGGAGGACAUGAAGCAAUCCCUCGACCUGCUGGAGGAGAAAUUCCUCCAGGACAAACCGUUCAUCGUUGGGAAUAAAAUCUCUCUGGCAGAUCUGGUGGCCAUGGUGGAGAUCAUGCAGCCUCUGGGAGUCGGCGUGGAUCCGUUCCACGGCCGGCCGAAGCUGACGGCCUGGAGGGAACGCGUGAAGAAGGAACUGGGAGUGAAACUGUUCGACCAGGCCCACGAGGCGCUGCUGAACCUCAGAGGAAUCCAGCAGAAGAUGCAGAACAACACCGAGAUCCACAAGCUCAAACCGAUGUUCCUCAAGUAUUUCCGCUGAGAACACAGAAAUAAAACUCUGAUGUUUGGUUGUUUCUGUAAAACGCCUCCAAAUGUUUAGUCUGAAAGAACUGAACCAUCAUCCAGUUAUAGACGGGAUUAAAACUGGAACUAAGAACUGUUCAAUAAAAACAUGAACAACAUGAA